Molecule: messenger RNA, 4879 nt
Organism: Exaiptasia diaphana
Lineage: Eukaryota; Metazoa; Cnidaria; Anthozoa; Actiniaria; Aiptasiidae
Exons: 1
Coding region: 161-4879 (1572 amino acids)
Biological process (GO): DNA replication
Molecular function (GO): DNA-directed DNA polymerase activity; nucleotide binding; DNA binding
Source: RefSeq, a predicted model, not a curated record
UCUGAGGCUAACACAGAGCAAACCAGAACUCGAAAUCGGAGUAUUGUCAAAACACGCAGCACAUGGUACGAGGCCCAACUUCCAAAAGAAAUGCUUGCAAAUAGCCCAUAUUAAUCCGGAAUUACUUAAGUCCAGGCAGCAUUUUAUCGAAACCACAGACAUGGCUUUAAAAAGUGACUUCGAUAUUUUGUGUAUCUCUGAAACUUGGUUUAAACCUGCCCCGAGGGACACUAAUGCAAGUGUAGAGAUUGAGGGGUAUAGGUUCUAUCGCCUGGAUCGUCCUAAAAAAGAGGGAGGUGGUGUCUGUGCUUAUAUUAAAUCACACCUAAAGGCCAGGAUUCUGAAAGACCUAACGGGAAUUACUGAAUCUGGAUUGCAUCAACUUUACAUUCAAGUGCAAAGCAAAAAUCUUCGCUGUAUAGUGCUUGGUGUAAUAUAUAGACCGCCUGAGAUUGGUGUUACGUGCCUUACGUGCCAUCAAGUAGGAGGUAGUAGAACUAUGGAUAUGAAUAGCGAAGAUGAAGAUGAAGAUGACGAUGAAUUAGAAACUAAUUUUUUUAAAUCAUGGAGGCGAGUUGUAGGACCAUAUUCCAAAAAAUUUCGUACUCGUACAGUAGAAUAUGUAUUUGUGACCAAUGAAAACCAAGAACUUCGAGGAGAUGGUAAUGAAGAACGUGCUCUUUUCCAUGGACGAAUGUGGGUCGAUUUAGUAUUUCAACGUGCUUUGCUCCAAAUCUACGAAGCAGAAAAUCUUCAGCCUCGAGAUCGUGUGAAUAUCAGUAUCUUGGGAGGUGAUUUGACGUAUCCGCUGACCAUACCUUAUCACCCAUUUCAUUCUCCUGAACAUCAACAAAGAUCACUUAUGGAUGUUAUCAAUCGAAUUCAACAAUCGAAAAAAGAAUGGAUGAUGGGAGCUACUUUGACAAUAACCAUCAGUGUUGUACAAUCACAUGAAAGAAAUGGACGGAAACUUAAAAACAACGGAGUAACUCAAGAACGUUUUAUGGAGUUGGAAGAACGGAAAGGAAUCACUAAAGUAUUGAAUUGGUCGAUCACAUUGAAACGUAUUUUACAAAGAUUCGGUAAAAAAGAUAGUAACGACGAUAAUAACGACGAUGAUUGGUGUUCACGAUUAUCCAAAUGGUGCCAACUUUAUCCGGAUAUCAAUGUGCUUGUAUUGGGUCAAGAGCAAGGAUGGGGUGAACCUCACACGGUUCUUUGGAAAAGUCAAUGUCAUGAUUUGAAUCGUGUCGUCGUGUUAUGGAAAACCGCAGACAACGAAUGGUAUGAAAUUUUGAGCCCCAAUGCACUUUUUACUGGUAGAUUGGUUCUAUGUUUAAAAUGCGGUCAAUGUUGUUCAAGCUAUAAGAGUCACCGAUGCAGUGAAGAGGAAUUUAAUGGAUUGAGAAAAUACAAACGAAAAGCGCAUUUCAAAUGUACGGAAAAAGAACUGAAACGUAAAAAAAGAUGCCGAUACGAUUGUGACAUGGAACAGAAUUGUUUAGGAGCUUCAUUGUUCCAAGCCAUGAAAGAAUGGAAAUACGAAUUGAAUCCUACCAUCGCUUUGCAAGAUUGGUUUGCAGAAUUGAAAAUGGAUGAUACAUGGAACCAACCGUCUGAUCUUGAAACUGUUAAAAGAUGGGCUCAAAUUCUUCAAAGACAUUACAGUAAACCUAUUGAACUUAUUGUUUACGACACCAGUUUGAAAGAAAUCCAAGCACGUUUUGGAGGAGAAAACGAGCCAGAAAGUCGUUCUCUAUUUUUAGAGUAUGAUCGACAUCAUUUCACUUGGAUUCGAUCGAUGGCAGCAUGGAUGGGAUACAAAUGGUUUUGUAGGAAGUGCAUGAAAGGUUACAACAACAGUAAAGAAACUCAUAAAUGUAAUCGUGAUUGUAUUCGAUGUGGUCAUCCUCAAUGUCAUCCUCAGAAAGAUUCGGCUAUCUUAUGCGAAGAUUGCGGAAUUCGAUUUGGCACCACAAUGUGUUUUUUUCAUCAUAAAAAAACACGCGACAAGAAAGGAGUGCUGUUUACUCAAUGUGAAAGACGAUUUAAAUGCACUCAAUGUUACUGCAUUGUAGAUCGAUGGUCGAACUCCGACAACGCUUUGAAACCUAAAUCGUCUCAUCGAUGUUUUCAAUACAAUUGCAAUAUCUGUGGAGUUCGAGACGUGACACGAGGAGAACACCAGUGUUUCAUUCAAACUGAACAGCAUCGUGAACAUGACUUUGAUGUUUCCAAGCGUCCUAUGAAAUUGGCAUUUUUUGAUUUUGAAACGCGAUGUUUAGAAGAACAUCACAUUGUCAACAAAGUCGUUGUGUUGUUAGUGUGCAAUCAAUGUCAAGAUCAUAUUGAAGAAUGGAAAACGCGUGGUUGUACGGGAAGUUGUGGUCGAAAGCGUUUAUGGAUCUUUGAUACGAUAAAUGAAUUUCUGGAUUGGUUGUUGGGACCUAUGAGGCAGACAUGGAUGGAUUAUACGUUUCUGGCUCACAACUUCAAAGGAUACGACUCGUAUCCUAUUCUCGAAGGAUUAGUGAAACGGAACAUUUGUCCGACAUCGUGUGUCUAUCAAGGGACAAAACUUCUUACCAUGACAGUGAAUGGAAUUAUCUUCAAAGAUUCGCUUUGUUUUAUUCCCAUGGCUUUACGUCAGUUUCCUGCAGCGUUUGGAACAUCGGGUGGAAAGAAAGGGUACUUUCCUCAUUUUUUUAAUAAAAAAGAAAAUGAACAUUACAUCGGACCGUAUCCUCCUUUACAAGAUUAUGGAUAUGAUGAAAUGACCUCCGAAUCUGAAAAAAAAGAAUUGAAGGAAUGGUGGCUAACCCGACAAAAUCAAACCAUGAAUUUUCAACAAGAAUUAACAGAAUAUUGUAUUCAAGAUGUCUUGGUGAUGAUGAGAGGAUGUUUGAAGUAUCACGAAUUGAUUGUUUCUUUGUAUGGAGUGAGUCCAUUUCAAGAAGCCGUGACACUAGCCUCGACUUGUAUGAAAGUGUUCCUGAAAAACUUUCUUCAUCAAGAUAUGAUUGGAAUUGUUCCUCCCAUGGGAUAUCGUCCAAGAGAUGUUUAUUCUCAUCAAUCGAUGGAAUGGUUGUACUCUCUGGGAAUUCCACAUCUUCGUUCUGCUCUGAGCCCAUUGGGCGAAAAAACACUUCUUGGUGAUAAAGUGGAUGGCUAUGACGACGAGACCAAAACCGUUUACCAAUACCAUGGCUGUUACUGGCACGGGUGUGACUGCUUUCAGAAUCGAUUUGUGAAGAAUCCUCACCUGGGAAAAACAAUGUUAGAGUUGAAAGAGCAAACGGAAGAUCGAACUCGUGCAUUGCGGCAAGCGGGGUAUUUUGUGGUUGAAAUGUGGAGUCACAUAUGGGAUGUCGAACGAGUUCAACAUACUCCUUUUCCUCGUGAAGUGACAUGUCAAUUUCCUCUUCAGCCUAGACAAGCUUUGAUGGGAGGACGAACCAAUGCAAUUCAUCUUUAUGCUUAUACAGACGAAAUCGGAUUACCUACGAAUACCACUGAUGAAAUAUUGCAAACCUUGACUACUCCAUCGUAUCGCAUUCGUUAUAUUGAUGUCGUUUCUCUUUAUCCCACGGUGAUGAAACAAGAGAGAUUUCCUGUCGGACAUCCAACUAUUCUUACGGUAUCGUUGUUACCAUCGUUGGAAGAAUGUAUUGACAAUGUCGAAAAAGAAAAAUGGUUCGGAUUGGUCAAAGUCGACGUUGAUCCACCUCAUGAACUAUUUUUCCCUGUAUUGCCGAUGAUUAUUCAUCAGCGAUUGAUGUUUGGACUUUGUCGAACAUGCAUGCAAGAAAGCAAUGAAGAAGAAGAAGAUAACGAUGACAAAAAUAAACGGUGUCCUCAUUCAAAAGAACAGCGUCGAUUAUUGGACGGGGUGUGGACAACGUUUGAAUUAAAGAAAGCUUUAGAAAAAGGUUAUCAAAUCCAUGCUUUUCAUGAAGUAUGGCACUACUCUGAAACCACUCAAACCUUAUUUUCUGAUUAUAUUAAUCAAAAUUUAAAGUUAAAGAUGGAAGCAUCAGGCUGGCCGUCUCGAUGUCAAACAGACCAAGAGAAACAGGAAUUCUUGAAGGAAGUCCAGCAACGCGAAAACCUCAAAUUAGAUCCUGAAAAAGUAGCCUUUAAUCCAGGGAUGCGUUAUGUUGCUAAAUUAUUUUUAAAUUCACUAUGGGGAAAGUUUGCUCAAAAUGAACAACGAUCAAAAACCGAGUACGUGAAUGAAGCUGAACAUUACUUCAAGUUGUUGUAUUCGGAUGUUCAUGAAGUCAAUCAAGUUAUUUUGUUGGAUCAAGGAGAAAUGGCACAAGUGACUUUUACAGAAAAGAAAGAAGUCAUUCGUCCUUUGCAGUAUGGAAAUGUAGUUUUAGCAUCGUGUGUCACAUCGUGGGCGCGUUUGAAAUUGUACGAAAUGUUAGAAAAAUUGAAUUUCCGAGUAUUAUAUCACGAUACCGAUUCCAUCAUUUACAAGACUCAAAAUGAAGAAGAUGAAGAAAUUCAGACAGGAUCCUCAUUAGGCCAAUGGGAAGAUGAAUGUAAAGAUCCUCAAAGAGAUUGGUUGAUCGAAUUUGUAUCCAUUGGUCCAAAAUCUUAUGCUUAUCGAACCCAUAAAGGAGGUACCUAUAUAAAAUGCAAGGGAAUUACAUUGACUGAAUCGGUUCGUGAAAAAGUACAUUUACAAUCGAUGAAAGAAAUGGUGGUUGAAAAAAACAAAACCCAAACUGUAUCUUAUCCGCGUCGAAUUGAAAGAGAUUCUGUAUUUAAACAUCUUCGCACCGUUUCUACAAGCAAAUGUGUUCAACUCGUGUACACGAAGCGUCAAUUUCUGGGCGAGAACUUGAUUCGUUCUUAUCCUUUUGGAUAUUGA